Molecule: messenger RNA, 6314 nt
Organism: Bombus huntii
Lineage: Eukaryota; Metazoa; Arthropoda; Insecta; Hymenoptera; Apidae
Exons: 6
Coding region: 372-2078 (568 amino acids)
Molecular function (GO): protein binding
Source: RefSeq, a predicted model, not a curated record
UAUAAACAGAGUAUCAUAUAUAUUCAGACAUUUUAAAAGUCUUGCUUUUCAUUCUACUCCAUUCUUUUAUGCUAAGAUAGAGAACAGCAGCAAACUUAUAGAUCAUGAGAUUAAAAAUUCAUUAAAUAUGAAAUCUACCUUGUAAAUAUUUGUGAUAACAUCUUUAAUAAGUAAUGUUUAUUGCUGGCUUUAUUAUUAUCAUUGUAGUAAUUCUUAUUGAAGUAUCAUCCGUCGAUAACAUAUUGAUUCACUAUUUUCACCAUUGUAACCUUGAACUUGACUCACGUAUUCACUGUUUGUGGGGAGUGUCUGCAAUCUUGUAUUAGUAACUAUUAAUUAUUAUAUCUUUUGUAUAACUUUUAUUAAUAAUUAUGGAUCCUUCGAUCUUCCCUGAAGAAAUUUGGGUAAAAAUCUUAUUAUAUUGUGAUGUACCUGAUAUUAUUGCUAUCGGUAAUACGUGCAAAUAUUUGAGGAAAGCUUCAGAUACUGAUUACUUGUGGAAAAUGAAGUGGCUACAAUUGAUUUCAAAAGUACAUUUUAGAUUUCCAGAUAUAAAGUGUUUACAAUUACUUAGUGUCAGCUUUAAAGCAAUGUGCUAUAGAUUAUAUAUGGUAAUUACAUUGGGAGAAAAUGUUCAUUUCCCAAAAUGUCGUCACUGCAGUGGUUAUACAUGUCAAAGAAAUUGCGUUGAAGGUUCUAGCGCAAAAGUAGUAAUUGAAAUUGGAAAUAAGUAUACAUGGGUUAUUGAGCCACAUUUUGAAUUAAGAAGACAUUUUUCAAUGUUUGGUGUACCUAAAUAUAAUAAUGAAACAUAUUUGGAACAAACACAAAAUGUCCCAAGUAGUAGUACACGUCCAAAAUGUGAUGGCAAAUCACUAGCUAAAAAGUUAAAACUAUUGAAAUUAUCUGAAUUAGCAACUGCUAAAAUCCCUAGACCUAGUGGUCCAUUUUGUGUUUUUUGUAAUUCUGUUAAAUUAUAUAGAGAAAAAAAGAGAUUAAUUACUCAUCAAAAUGAUCCAACAUGUUAUGCAAGGCCAAAUCCAAUUUAUGAGAAACUUAUAAAUGGAUAUUGCACUGAUACCGUCGAAGUACUUGGAAUUCCAAAUGUUGAUCUUGUUAGUCCAGCAGAAGCAUUAUUAAGCGAUGGAACAUUUCCUGUUCUUAAAACAUUUGUUGGUCAUUUGUUUCAUCAAAUGAGAUUAACUUCAACAUUAAGGAAACCCAAUGCAGUGCUCAUGUUCUGUGAACCAUUAGCUAUGCAUCCAAUGCUAAGAAAACAAUUGUUGCAUUACUUGUUCCAAGAAGUCAAGGUAUCAAGAGUAUGUCUGGUUCCUAAACCUUUAGCAGCAUGUGCAAUGCUGGAUGUGGAAACUUGUGUCGUAGUUGAUAGUGGUGCUUUAAGUACAACGGUAGCUGUUGUAAUUGGUGGACGUGUUAUACCACAACGUUGGAGAUUAUUACCUGUUGGUGGUUGGCAUGUAGCAUACCAUCUAAAACAAGCUAUGCAUUGGUAUCUAAAAGGAUGUUAUCAUAUUCCUAUAUCAUAUCUGGAUACAUUACCUAUUAAAGAAAGGUGUAGACUAAGUUACAAUAUCAAAAAUGAAGAGAGAAGAGUAGGACAAAAGAAUGAAGAAUGUAUUAAAGUUAGAGUUCGAAGUUAUACUGAUAAUAAGCAAUUUCUGAGAGUUUCCUUGGGUUCAGAAUUAUAUAUUGCUCCCGAAAUGAUGUAUAUCGACCUUGGUUUACCACAAGUGAUAAAAGAUGUAACGUCUGGUUUAUCGGAAGAAAUAUUACAUGAUUGUCUCUCACACAUUUUGCUCACUGGAGGCAAUACACACCUUUCAGGUUUUGGGCUAAGAUUGACUAAAGAUUUACGAGAAUUAUUACCAGAGCACAGCAAGAUAUUAGAAGUAAGAAGUUGUCCUGGUACUCAUAGUUGGAAUGUUGCAAUGGGUUCCACAUACGUGCCUUUAGCUGUACAUCCUGACAAGACACCACCAGAAUAUAUAGAAGGUAAUCCAUUUUGGUUGUCAAGAGAAGAAUAUGUUUUAUUUGGGUGUGAAUCGUUAGAGCAGUAAAUCCGUAAUAAGUGAUUUUUUACAAUGUCAAUACCUCACUUAUUAUAUAAAUGCAAAUCUUUGCAUGUGUAAAACUGUUGAAAAAGUAAAGGAAAAACUGUCAUGAAGAAAAUCUUCUCAUGAAUUGCCUUUAAAUUAGAUGCAAAAUAUAAUCGUAGAUAAUUGGAGGAGCAUUCCAAGAUAAAGUGCUUGGACAAAAAUAGAUAUUGAUACUUCUGGGGCCCAUCUUACAAGGAAACGGAAGGUGUAAGCUCUACUAAUAUGUAUCCAAUGAAUACUGGGAUAGACACACGUUUCCGCACCUAUCUUGCAAUGUUAUGCCCAUUAAGCACUUUUUGUCACCACAUUAUCAUUGAUCUCUAUCAGUUUAACAACAUUUUAAAUCCAUUCGAUAUCAUGUAUCAAAUCACGUCACUUCCAAAUUCUCUUUUACGUUUUCUUGACAUUCUAAAACGUCACUAGUAAUUAAAUCCUCAACUGAUCUCACAAUGUAGCUAAGAUUUCUUAAUUCGAAUCGUAGUAAGUUAAAUAAAAUUGUUUCUACAUCGUAGAACUUAAUCAAUAUCUGGAUUUUCUACUCUUAUUGAAUAGCACCUAAAUCCAAUAAUAUGGAUUCCGUCCAUCCUAAGUUUUCAACAAUAUAACGUUACAUUAUUGAUCGCUUUUAUAAACUUUAGAGAAAUGAUCAGUAAAUGAGGUACUAAAUUGGAGAACAUUUAUAUUGUAAUAUGUAUUCUACAUCCUUUAUUUUACAUUAAAUUUUAAUACUUUUAUUGCACAUCAGGUUUUCCUGGUAACUCACUCCCAUUAGCAUUGAGAAUUAAUCAUUCCAUACUCAUGGCGAACUGCCAUUUAUGGUCCAUAUUCCCAAAAUUGUAUCUUCUCCUAUCCCUUAUAAGAUGAUUUUUAUGUAUAUAGCCCAAACAAUAAUUUGUUUUGUACAUACAUACAUACAUACAUACAUACAUACAUACAUACAUACAUACAUACAUACAUAUGUUUCAUUGCUUAAUAUACAGGUAAAUAAUUUUAGAAAGUAUUAUUUAAAAAUAAGUAUUAUAAAUUUUUAAAAACUUUUUCAUGAUUUCCCAAAUUUACAAUACAUCAUUCUUGCCAAAAUAAGAAAUAUCUAUUAAUAGCCCCCCAAAAAAGAAAAAAAAAUAGCAACAUUUCUAGUCACUUUGAAUAUAAUUAAACUAUUUAGACUUCUCUUCCAAGAUAGUAGAUACUAUUAAAAAAAAGAAUUUAUAAUGAGAUUUUAGAACCAUGAAUCUUUAAAUAUUAAUAUUAUGCAGUAUACGAUUAUUGUUACCAUAAUUUUCUUCAAUUCUACAUAUGAUUUUGUGAACAAUUUAAUAUGCAAUUGUUGUUUUUGAAAUGUACAUUAAAUUAUUCUAUUAAUUCUAUUAAUUAAUUAGAUAAUUCUAUUAAUUGUUAAGCUGUAAGUAAAAACUUAUAUAAUAUUUAAGAAGUUAUACAACAUUUUAAUACUAAUUUAAGGAAUAUUCUAUAAUAAUAGUAUAUAAAUUAAUUUAAAAACACAUACGUAUAUUAUAAAUAUCAUAGUAAACUAUGUUUUUGUUAAUGAAAAAAAAUCUAUGCAAGUUAUUACAUUAUUGAAACACAUUUUAAUUUAUGAUCUUAUGAUUAUUGCGAUAUAUAUAUAUAUAUAGGUGCUUAUAUAACAUAAGUCUACAUAAUGUAAGCAUGUAUAUAAUUUAAUAAUUUUAAGCUAUAAAAUGAUAUGAAUAUUUAUAAUACAGUUUUUACAAAUUACAUACAUUUAAGAUCUAAUUUAUGUUCUCUUAUCUUAAAAUGAUUUGAAUAAUUCGUAAUACUAUAUAACGUAAUACAUUAUAACGUGAUAUAAUAUAAGGUAAUACAAUAUAACGUAAUAUAAUAUAACGUAAUACCAAAUACCGUAACGUAACAGUAUAACGUAGUAUAAUAUAACGUAAUUCUAAACAGCGUAAUACUAUAAAACUUAAUAUAUCAUAACGUAUUACUAUUUAACGUAAUAUUGUGUUGGCAACUAAGUGACUGGGGGUUUUGUCAUUACCACUUAAUGAAAAUCCGCUAUCACUUAGUUGUCUACCCAAUACAUUAUAACCUAAUACAUUAUAACGUAAUACUAUAUAAAAUAACUCAUUAUAACGUAAUAUAAUAUAACAUAAUAUAAUGUAACGUAAUACAAUAUAACGAAAUACUAUAUAACGUAAUAUAAUAUGACGUAAUUCUAUAUAACGUAAUAUAUUAUAAUGCAAUAUAAUAUACCGUAAUACUAUAUAACGUAAUACAUUAUAACGUAAUAUAAUAUAGCAUAAUACAGUAUAACGCAAUAUAAUAUAACGUAAUACAAUAUAAUGUAAUACUAUAUAACGUAAUUCUAUCUGACGUAAUACAUUAUAACGUAAUAUAAUAUACCGUAAUACUACAUAACGUAAUAUAUUAUAACGUAAUAUAGUAUAACGUAAUACUAUAUCAUGUAAUUGUAUAUAACGCAAUGCAAUAUAACGUAAUAUAAUAUAACGUAAUACCAAAUACCGUAACGUAACAGUAUAACGUAGUAUAACAUAACGUAAUUCUAAACAGCCUAAUACUAUAAAACGUAAUAUAUCAUAACGUAUUACUAUUUAACGUAAUAUUGUGUUGGCAACUAAGUGACUGGGGGUUUUUGUCAUUACCACUUAAUGAAAAAUCCGCUAUCACUUAGUUGUCUACCCAAUACAUUAUAACCUAAUAUGUUAUAACGUAAUACUAUAUAAAAUAACUCAUUAACGUAAUACAUUAUAACGUAAUAUAAUAUAGCAUAAUACAGUAUAACGUAAUACAAUAUAACGUAAUGCUCUAUAACGUAAUAUAAUAUACCGUAAUAUUAUAUCAUGUAAUUGUAUAUAACGUAAUACAGUAUAACGUAACAUAAUAUGCCGUAAUACUAUAUAACGUAAUAUAAUAUAACGUAAUUCUAUAUAACGUAAUACAUUAUAACGUAAUACCGUAAUACUAGAAAACGUAAUACGAUAUAACGUAAUACUAUAUAGCGUAAUACUACAUAACGUAAUACGUUAUAACGUAAUAUAUAGCAUAAUACUAUAUAACGUAAUUCUAUCUGACGUAAUACAUUAUAACGUAAUAUAGUAUACCGUAAUACUACAUAACGUAAUACGAUAUAACGUAAUACUAUACAGCGUAAUGCUAUGUAACGUAAUACUGGGUUGGCAACUAAGUGAUUGCGGAUUUUGUCAUUACCACCUAAUGUAUAUAGUAUAUAUUAUAUAGUGAAGUAUAUAGUAUAUAUAUUAUAUAGUAUUUUAUAUAUAAUAUAUUAAAUUUAUUCGAAAAUAUUAGAAUAGUUUAUUGGACAUCGAUGCGAACUCUACGUAGUUCAUGACGGUGUCUCGGCAGUCUGAGGAGCGCAUGUUCCACGGUUGCAGAGUUUUUCGUUAAUGUGAGCUGUGUGAGAUAUUUUGUGCAUCUGAAAAUUUAGAGCAAAUGUACGUUGAUCGCAAAUGGUGGUAAAUACAACGCGAAGGAUAAUUUUAAUUAUCUCUUAUGUAGUUAUAGCUUAUCGUAUCUGUUUGUUUUCCUUUGUAUAAAUUGCCCUGCGAGCAUGGAUGGACGAUGCAUCUGGAGAAGUGGAUUGUGACAAAUAACAACGAACAGCAAGAGGAUUAACAAGAGGAAGAAGGAAAUGAGCGUUUAAUCGCUGAUAAUGAGAAAUUGUAUUAUCUCGUUGGUUAUGUGCGAGCUUGGGGGGGGGGGGGGGGAAAUGUGUAACGAAGGGAGGGCAGGAAGAAGUAACUCGUAAAUGUGUAAAUAAGAUGUGCAAAAGAAAAAGCGUUUGGAAAUGUGAAACGUUUUCCUUGAAGCAGGUAAUAAUAAGAGCGUAAAAAUAUAGGGUGAAAAGACGAGGUGUGUAAAAAAGAUGCGUAAAUAAAAUAAACGCGUUUUUAGCUUGGGUGUGUGAAAGGUGGAGCAGGGAAGGUAAUAGCGAUGUUGAUUCAGCAUGGGAAUUUGUCAAAACAUGGGUUAAUUUUGUUAGAAAAUUGUAAAAUAUGUAAAAACAUUGUAGACGUUAGAUGGGUGAAAGUUCAAAGAAGUAAGAAAAGAAGGGAAAGAGAGUAUAAAAUGAUAAUAAGUAAUACGUAAGGCAAUAUAAUUUUUUGGAUGGCAAAAGAAUGGAUUUGUUUGGAUUCUAGGAGACUAAAGAAUAAAUAAAGAUACAUUUAGGAGAUA